Labeo rohita (rohu) is the source of this 1589-nucleotide messenger RNA. Its product is annotated as GTPase IMAP family member 4. Bases 144 to 1121 code for a protein of 325 amino acids. Lineage: Eukaryota; Metazoa; Chordata; Actinopteri; Cypriniformes; Cyprinidae. The record is from RefSeq and is a predicted model, not a curated record. Gene Ontology annotation, molecular function: GTP binding. The transcript has 3 exons.
CUCUUACCUAAUUUAUACCAAACAGCUUUCAGUUUCACUUUAGUGCGUUAUUAAACCUGCAUGCAGACAAAAUAUGUGAAGAAACACUUAACGGAGAUCUUUUUCAUUUAGAGAAAGAAAUAAUCAGUCCUCUCACAGGCAAGAUGCGGCGGGGAAGCAUGUCUCAACCUCCUAUAAUGUCAGAUCUGAAUAUUGUGCUGUUGGGACUGACUGGAGCAGGAAAGAGUGCAUCAGGAAACACCAUCCUGGGUGGAGACAGAAAAACAUUUAAAGAAGGUUAUUCACCUGCGCCUGAGACCGAAAUCUCACAGACAGAGGUGGACGGACAAACGAUUACUGUGACUGACACUGUAGGGCUCACUGAUACUGCAGUGAACGUUACAGAUGUUCAAACUAAAAUAGAGCAGAUAUUACAGAAUACACACCAUGGUAUUGAUGUGUUUCUGCUGGUGAUCAAACUGGAUCAGACAUUCACAAAGGAGAAGUGUGAAGCUGUGAAAUGGGCCCAGAAGAAUUUUGGAGCAAAAGUAUUAAAUCACACAAUAGUGCUGCUUACUCAUGGAGAUCGGUUAGGUGAGCCAGUAGAAGAUUAUCUGAGUAAGAAUGAAGCACUGCGGUCAUUAGUUGAUCAGUGUUCAGGGGGAUUUCAUGUUUUUAAUAACAAAGAUGAAGAUCGAUCUCAAGUCACUGAACUUUUGAAAAAGACUGAGUCACUGAGGAUGAAGAAUGGAUACAGGAGAUACACUAAGCGGGUCUAUAAGGAUACUCAGAAAGAUCUCUGGCUCAAGAAAUGUGACAUCUUUGUAGUAGCAAUAGCAUUAGUAAUUGCAGCAGUAGUAUUUGGUGGAGCAGCAUUAAAAGGAGGAGCAGGAGUAUUAGAAGGAGUAGGUGGAUUAGGAGGAGCAGGAGUUGGAGGAGCAGCAUUAGAAGGACAGGCAGAUUUAUUAAGAGAAGCAGAAGCAGCUUUGAUGAUGCCAUCAGCUGCACGAUGUACAGGACCAGCACCAUUGAUAGGAGCAGCAGGAGGUUCAACUCUGCUAGCAGUAGCUGCUUUUGUUGGACUGUAUUUUUUGGUAAGAUUUCUGUAUUUUUUCUCUAGAGAAAAUGAUAUAGGUGACUAAAAGUUUCCUAUUUGUAAAAUCUUGCAUUAUACUACCCUGAUGUAAUGGCUUUUGUUUUUUCUUUUAGAAUGUUGCAAUUUUUUACAUUUCAUUUUAUAAUGAUGCAACACUGUAUCUGGACACUUGUUGUCAACAAAAAUACCAAAGCUCUAAAAUUUAAGUUUAAUCUAUAACUUUUAAUUGUGUAGUCUAUAAUUUUUCAGGCCUCUAUAAUAUGUAAUUGUAUAAUGUAGUGUAUAAGCAUACUUUUUUUUAUUAUUAUUUUUUUAAUAUUGUAUUAUAAUAUCUUGAUGCAAAGGCUUAGGAGGGAUUGUGUUCGCAGUUGUGUGAAGUAGGUGUGAAGGUGUGUCAUUUGUGUAAUUUGUGUACUGGAGCAUAGUUGUCAUAUUUGUAAAAUAAAUAAAUAAAUAGCCCUUACUUUUUUUUUUUAUUACAUUUUAAUAAUAAAAGUCACCUGUACCUUUAAUU